Strongylocentrotus purpuratus (purple sea urchin) is the source of this 921-nucleotide messenger RNA. Its product is annotated as protein PAXX. The coding region runs from base 147 to 764 and encodes 205 amino acids. Gene Ontology annotation, biological process: double-strand break repair via nonhomologous end joining. Gene Ontology annotation, cellular component: nucleus; nonhomologous end joining complex; site of double-strand break. NCBI's taxonomy places the organism in Eukaryota, Metazoa, Echinodermata, Echinoidea, Camarodonta, Strongylocentrotidae. Gene Ontology annotation, molecular function: molecular adaptor activity. The transcript has 7 exons. The record is from RefSeq and is a predicted model, not a curated record.
GAACGGAGCGCGCGCUUGUUCUAUGGAAAGCCAAUUGUAGACCAAUAUCGGAUUGUCGCCACAAACAGCGCAACCGGCCAUAUCCGAGUGCACUUGUGUUGUUGAUUGUUGUUCGCUCCGACUGUAUUUAUUUUUUUACCGGUAAUAUGUCUUCUGCUAAAACUGUUGCCACAGAAGGGGGUGUAGAUGGUCAACAUUCCAUUGUUAAGAAUGAGUCAGCCAAGUACUUGUGUUUCACGUCGUGCGACAAAGAUACAUGGAUUAUUCAUGUAACUGAUGGCACUGAUGUGUGGCGGCUGGCUAUGGAUUAUCUCCAGUUAGAAUCUCAUAGAGAUUUGGCAGAAGUGACUACAUAUGAGGCUUACUUUUUAAGAUUCAGGAAUGCUUUCAGAGUUGGAGACCUCACAGUGACGCUCCAGAACCAUAAGGUCCUUCUGACGGUAGGGAGCGGCUCCAAUGGUGCCAUCAGCUACGACCUGUAUGAAGCCAGAGCCAACGAGAAGAAAGCUGACCUACAGAGGGCGCUCUUCUACUUUGCAGAAAAUUGCAGUGAAUUGGAGAAGAGACUGGCAGCAAAAGAAGAGGAGUUGGCAUCAGUAAAGAAACAGAGGUCAAAUGCCACUGAUCAGGGCAACAUGUUGAAAGAUUUUGAAAUGAAGAAGCACACAGGAAGCCAAGCCAAGAUGGUCAAACAGCCAGGGCUCAGCAUUGUCAACCCUUCCAGUAAAAAACGAAAAGCUGCUAAAGGAGUGGAUUUUGACUGAUGCCAGACGAUGGAUAUGCUUAUCAAAUGAAACACAACUCCAAAGGGUGAACAUAGAAGUCUUUCAAGAUGGAUGUAUGGUAUUGAUAACUCAUACAUAUCACGAUGCGUGCCCUGAAUCUAGUGCAUAUUUCUCUAUGUGACUCAAGCUGUGAUUU